Spinacia oleracea (spinach) is the source of this 1492-nucleotide messenger RNA. RefSeq names its product WAT1-related protein At3g18200. The coding region runs from base 68 to 1177 and encodes 369 amino acids. Gene Ontology annotation, cellular component: membrane. The transcript is spliced from 7 exons. Gene Ontology annotation, molecular function: transmembrane transporter activity. The record is from RefSeq and is a predicted model, not a curated record. Lineage: Eukaryota; Viridiplantae; Streptophyta; Magnoliopsida; Caryophyllales; Amaranthaceae.
UACCAUAAGCUUCAAAACCACAAAGUGAAAUAUCAUAAAGUUGCUAAUUAAUAAAUUACUAAAAAAAAUGGCAAAUUUGAGUAAAUGUUCAGAGAAAACGAAGUUAUUAAUGGGACUACUUGCCCUUCAACUAUGUUUUGCAGGAUAUCACAUUGUCUCUAGAGUUGCACUCAAUAUUGGUGUUAGUAAAGUUGUAUAUCCCGUUUAUAGAAAUAUCAUUGCUUUGCUCGUAUUAGGUCCUAUCGCGUUUUUUCUAGAAAGGAAAGAAAGACCACCUCUUAGUUUCUCCUUGUUGGUUGAGUUUUUCUUUCUAGCACUUCUGGGUGUCACUGCCAAUCAAGGAUUCUACAUUUUGGGUUUGUAUUAUGCAUCUCCAACUUUCGCCUCAGCGAUGCAAAAUUCGGUCCCUGCCAUUACGUUUGUCUUGGCUACUAUCCUAAGACUAGAAGAAGUGAACAUAUUAAAUAGACAUGGGAUAGCAAAAGUAGUGGGAACAAUUGCAAGUGUUGGAGGUGCAACCAUCAUUACUUUAUACAAAGGCUUUCCAUUGUUGCACCUUACAGUUACAGAGCAGCCUCAGUCUCAAUCUCAGGGGAUUAAUUUCGCGGCAGAAAAUGAGACGCAGAAUUUUACAUGGGGUUGCAUAUUCCUUCUUGGACAUUGCUUCUCCUGGGCUGGUUGGAUGGUUUAUCAGGCAUCAGUGCUGAAGAAGUACCCAGCAAAACUGUCCCUUACAUCAUACACAUGCUUCUUCGGAUUAGUACAGUUUCUCGCUAUUGCAGCCUUCACAGAGACUGAUAUUGAGCACUGGAAAAUUGCAUCAGGAGAAGAGGUUUUAACCAUUUUGUACGCGGGAAUCGUUGCAUCUGGACUGGUGAUAUCCCUACAAACAUGGUGUAUUCAUAAAGGAGGGCCUGUAUGUGUCGCGGUAUUCCAACCUGUACAAACCAUCCUAGUUGCUAUUAUGGCUGCUCUGUUUCUUGGUGAUCAGCUCUAUUCUGGAGGGAUAUUAGGAGCAGUAGUGAUAACAGUAGGUUUAUACAUGGUAAUAUGGGGAAAAUCAAACGAGUACAACAACAUGGUAAACCAAGAAACAGAAGAUGAAUUGAGAAAGCAUCUAAUAAUGAACAAAGGAGAAGAAGAUUCUUCUUCUUGUAUUACAUCUGACAUCCCUUGAAAUCAGCAUACACUUAAGUCUCAAGUUCAAUUCAGCCAGCGUGACAGCAAUUUCAAAUGUAAAUCAUGUUUUCUUGUCCAUACCUUAUGCUGGAUAGUGGAUUGCCUUUAAUUUUAAGUUUUUUUUUUUUUAAUAGAGAGCUUAAUUAACACCCCCAUUGUAUAUUCUUGUAUUAAUUUAGUACUCAUAUUAGAAGUUUGAUUGCGGCGAUUAAUUGAACUAAUACGUUCAACGCCAAUCAUUGUAGUUAAUAAACUUUACUUAGCUCCCACUAAAUACGAACUUUAUUGUACGACAAGAUAACUUUUAUGCAGU